This is a messenger RNA of Suillus subalutaceus, 583 nucleotides long. RefSeq lists its product as uncharacterized. Bases 202 to 507 code for a protein of 101 amino acids. NCBI's taxonomy places the organism in Eukaryota, Fungi, Basidiomycota, Agaricomycetes, Boletales, Suillaceae. The transcript has a single exon. The record is from RefSeq and is a predicted model, not a curated record.
CCCCUUCCGACACCAUCAAGUUGUACAUCAAGAUCAUCCGCCUAUUUGAUCCUGCGCCUCUCCGUGUCUAUUGAUCACGAUGCAAAGUGCACCCGCUUGGCCAACAUCCCAAAGAGGCACGGCAAAGGCUAUAACCUUCACUGGUGGCAACCAUUCAGAGGCGAUGGGCAUCCUUGACGAAUACCACGCCACAGGAAAUCUAUGCGAAUGUUGCAACGGUGUUAUCUGGGUGCUGAGAAAUUUCUGGCUGGGCUAGAGGGUAUCGGGGUCGUAAGGUCUAGCGCACAUACUGCUGUGAUGGAUAAUGUGUUCAGGCACUGCCUGCGCCGCCACCAGCCAAAUGUGGAACGUGAUAACGGACCCCGUUCCUGCAUUAUUCCCCACAUUGCAGUUAGGAUUCCUGGUGUCACGGAAAUAGGUGAACUUCCGUGCUGCGGGGCUGGUCUAAGCAUGAGCGUUGCGCCUACUACGGGACGUCACACGGCGUCAAUUCAGAACGUGGAAUAACAAGCUGGACGUGUGUUGAAUGGAAUCCCUGGGAACGUUGCCGUGUGCUCGGAGAGGACAUGAGAGCGAGGGUGCG